GAUAAAGUCUAGUUCAGUCUAGUUUUUGAUGAAUUGUGUAAUGAAUACUUGCAAAAUCGUCAAAAUCAUAAAACCCGCAGUGCGAUAAUUUGCUUGGUUCAUCGUAGAUAUUAAUAACGGUAGUCAGACAACCUAUAAUGUCUCUAGAACAAACUGCCUGUGAUGAUUUGAAGGCAUUUGAGCGCCGCCUUACAGAAGUAAUAGGAUGUCUCCAACCAGCAACUAUGAGAUGGAGAAUUCUACUAGCUGUGGUGUCAGUAUGUACUGCUAUGGCAGCGUGGCACUGGCUAUCUGACCCUCUGACACCUGUUGUCUCUCUCACACAGUCCCUGUGGAACCAUCCAUUCUUUGCAUUCACUUCUACUCUACUUGUAUUAUUAUUUAUGAUGGGUGUGCAUAGAAAAGUGAUAGCACCAAGCAUAAUCACAGCUAGGACUCGGUCUGUACUGAAUGACUUCAAUAUGUCAUGCGAUGAAACUGGAAAACUCAUUUUGAAGCCAAGACCAGCCAAUAAUUGAGGACUUGUUAUAGUGGUUAUUGAUUUGUUAUUUUGUGAAUAUUACUUAAGAAUAAAUAAAUAGUAAGUACUGAG
Messenger RNA from Ostrinia nubilalis (European corn borer), 592 nucleotides. It is a transcript of the gene Cnep1r2, whose product is annotated as nuclear envelope phosphatase-regulatory subunit 1 homolog. Lineage: Eukaryota; Metazoa; Arthropoda; Insecta; Lepidoptera; Crambidae. The record is from RefSeq and is a predicted model, not a curated record. The transcript has 4 exons. The coding region runs from base 138 to 518 and encodes 126 amino acids. Gene Ontology annotation, cellular component: Nem1-Spo7 phosphatase complex; cytoplasm.